Molecule: messenger RNA, 1950 nt
Organism: Quercus lobata
Lineage: Eukaryota; Viridiplantae; Streptophyta; Magnoliopsida; Fagales; Fagaceae
Exons: 5
Coding region: 14-1060 (348 amino acids)
Source: RefSeq, a predicted model, not a curated record
AAGAACAAAAUGAAUGAAUGAAAAACAAUCAAAACAGAGCAAAGAAAAAAAAAACGCAUUUGGGGGUUGUUUCAAGUUCCCAUCGCUCACUAAAGCAAAGCAGUUAAAAAUAAAAACCCCCCCAAGAAAAAGCCAGAGGCAGAGUCAUAUAUAUACAUACAUGUUGUUGUUAUUGUUAAUUUGGUUUGGUAUUUCUUCUUCUUCUUCUUCUUCUUCUUCUUCCUCCCGCCAAAACCAACACUUUUUCGAUUCCGACUACUCUGUUUGGAUUGGAACUUCGAUAAACAGCAAAGGCGGUGGGUGGGUGAGGCAUAUGAUGCUUUGUUGUUGUCCUUCUUUCAGAGAGCAAUUACUGCCUUUCCUUCGCGAUUACGACCGGCUUCAAUCUUUCGCCGUCGUCCUCAUCUACAUUCAGAUUGGGUGCGCGUUGAUUGGAUCUCUGGGAGCAUUGUACAACGGGGUUUUGCUGAUAAAUCUGGGGAUAGCAUUGUUCGCUUUGGUGGCCAUUGAGAGUAGCAGUCAGAAACUUGGGCGUACCUAUGCUGUUCUUCUCUUCUGUGCUCUGCUUCUCGAUAUUACUUGGUUCAUCCUCUUCACUCACGAGAUUUGGGACAUUUCUUCUGACAAUUAUGGGACAUUCGUAAUCUUUUCAGUAAAACUCACUCUGGUAAUGCAAAUCAUUGGGUUUACUGUAAGGUUGUCGUCCUCGUUGUUAUGGAUUCAGAUUUACAGGUUGGGAGUUUCAUAUGUAGACACUACAGGUUCUAGAGAAGCAGAUUUUGAUUUAAGAAAUAGUUUUCUGAGUCCUGCAACUCCUGCUGUAGUUAGAGAACCCUCAGAUUCUGAUGACAUUUUGGGAGGCUCUAUCUAUGAUCCUGCUUAUUUCUCAACCCUCUUUGAAGGUCAAGAAAAUAGAUGUUCACAUGGGGGUCGAAACCGUGGUAUUAAAGACAAUGGGUCUACUUCUGCUUCUGAAUCUCCUCUGUUGAAACCAUCUGUAAGCAGAUCAUUUCAGGCUGUAGAAGAUGAUAUUUCAGCUGGCCUGACUCAAUUGGUUUGAAGUUGAGUACAGUAUCCAUGAAAAUUUUUCCUUGGUAUCCACUCUCCGUAAUUAUUGUUUUGAGGUUUCUUCUGCUUAAUGCGGCCAAGACUAUGUGGGAGUAAGUUUUGUACAAUCACAAUUUUAGACAUUUUUUUUCCCAGGGUAGAAGUGCUGCUGGUCAAAGCGAAAGGAGAACCCAUGUCCAGUAUAUUCUGUGAGUGUGACAAUGUCAAAAGGUUUUGCCAUUUGAGAGCUGUAUUUGACUUCAUGUUAUGAGUUUUAAUCCUGCCAAACCCAUUCUGGCAAAUCCUUCAAAGGUUUGGAUCAGGAUUCAAGACUGACUUGCAUAUGGGUGUACUUUCCUGGCCAUGCGGUCAUAUUGGCAUGUCAGCUACACCUAGGCAGUGCAGUUUAGCUCACAAUGAACUCUGAUUUGCCUGGGUGGGUUCACCAAUGUGGCGGAGUUCAGCAACCCCAGUCAGUGGCAUUUUGUUCCCCAAGUCACAUUGGUAGACCCUUCAGAAUCUAGUGGCUUUUAUUCUUUCUUUUGUUUUGUUUUCUUUUUAUUUUCAUUUUUGGUGGGUUUGACAGCCUGUCCAUGCCAAGAUGCGUGAAAUAUAUCUGCAUAUUUUCAUAGAGGAUGGUUACAUCCAUCUAAUGUUGUUUAUUUAUUCAUUCAAUUAUUGCCCAUAAGAUCAGAAUCUAAAGAAGAAAAAACUUGAAGAUCAGAGAACGAAGAAAAAAUUCAAAUUUCAAUCGGAUGUAGUCUUCAACCUGUAGAGUAUAUAGAGGAUAAUGAAGAGACCUUCCUUAAUUACUUAGGUGGCUAAGUAUUUUAUUUCUACUGCUAUGGUAUUGUACUGUUGUCUAUAAUGCCAAUGCACAAGCAACUAUGGUAUGCUUUUGGA